AUGCUCAAUUCACGCCGUGCUUUGGCCGCGGCUGCCGUCGUUUUGACAAUCUUCUUCCUUGUUUUCCGUUCACACAGUUCCAGCAAUGUCGGUCAGGCUCAGGCUGCCGGCAACCCAGCCAAAUCCAAGCCCGAGACUGCCAACAGCAAGCGAGCUGUGGCACAAAAGCCCGUGAUGGACAUGUCACACAUGUCGACGUACGACAAGCUUUCGUACGCAUACCCUUACGACAUCGAGUCAAAGUUUCCAGCCUACAUUUGGCAGACGUGGAAAACGACGCCGGCCGAUAGCGAUUUCCAGUUCCGAGAUCAGGAGGCGUCCUGGACCUAUCAGCACCCGGGCUUCGUGCACGAAGUUGUAACCGAUGACGUCGCCGUCAGUAUGCUCAACCUCUUCUACGCAUCUGUUCCCGAAGUGGUUGAGGCCUAUCAAGCGCUUCCCCUUGCCGUCUUGAAAGCCGACCUGUUUCGCUACCUCAUACUCUUCGCUCGCGGCGGCAUAUACUCCGACAUUGAUACCUACGCCAUCAGAAGCGCCUUGGAAUGGGUUCCUUCGCACAUUCCCCGGCAGACUAUUGGUCUCGUCAUUGGCAUCGAGGCCGACCCCGAUCGUCCUGACUGGGCCGAUUGGUACAGUCGUCGCAUUCAGUUUUGCCAGUGGACCAUUCAAAGCAAGCCCGGCCACCCUGUGCUGCGCGACGUCAUCACGAGAAUAACCGACAAGACGCUCGCGUUGAAGAAGAAGGGCAAGCUUUCGUCCAUUGUGGGCAGGGACGUCGUGGAUCUCACCGGUCCCGCCCUGUGGACCGAUACCGUGAUGGACUAUCUGAACGACGCGAGGUUCUUUGACGUGAAGAACAGCCAGGGCAAAAUCGACUGGCACAAUUUUACGGGCAUGGAAAAUAGCAAGCGCGUGGGUGACGUGAUUGUCCUGCCCAUCACCAGCUUCUCUCCCGGCGUCGAGCAAAUGGGAGCCAAGGAUUACGACGACCCGAUGGCAUUUGUUAAGCAUGAUUUCGAGGGCACCUGGAAACCGGAAAGCGAGAGACAUAUCGGCGAGAAAAAGGAAGAGGAGCAAAAGGAGCAAGGGGAGCUUCAAUAG
Molecule: messenger RNA, 1101 nt
Organism: Ustilaginoidea virens
Lineage: Eukaryota; Fungi; Ascomycota; Sordariomycetes; Hypocreales; Clavicipitaceae
Exons: 2
Coding region: 1-1101 (366 amino acids)
Biological process (GO): protein N-linked glycosylation
Cellular component (GO): mannan polymerase complex
Molecular function (GO): alpha-1,6-mannosyltransferase activity
Source: RefSeq, a predicted model, not a curated record